Molecule: messenger RNA, 423 nt
Organism: Colius striatus (speckled mousebird)
Lineage: Eukaryota; Metazoa; Chordata; Aves; Coliiformes; Coliidae
Product: cytochrome b-c1 complex subunit 8
Exons: 2
Coding region: 46-294 (82 amino acids)
Biological process (GO): mitochondrial electron transport, ubiquinol to cytochrome c
Source: RefSeq, a predicted model, not a curated record
GACGGCGGCAGAGGCGUUGAACGGGAAAGGUGACACAGGGACGCCAUGGGCCUUCACUUCGGUAACCUGGCUCGUGUUCGCCAUGUCAUCACCUACAGCCUUUCCCCUUUCGAGCAACGCGCUUUCCCUAACGUCUUCUCCCAUGGGUUGCCCAACGUCUGGCGCCGUUUCAGAUCCCAGGUCUUCAAGGUGACGCCCCCUUUUAUAGCCGCCUAUCUCCUUUACUCCUGGGGAACGCAAGAGUUUGAGAGGCUGAAGAGGAAGAACCCUGCCGACUAUGAAAACGACCAGUAAUCAAAUUAAUGAGGAGAUUGUUACCUCACAUGGAUUAUCGACCUGGUGUUGCUAAACUUGUUCACAUGACUAGAAGGGCAUUAAGAGGAAGAUAAGUCUUGUCUAAUAAACCGUAACUUUGCCCUGUGA